AUGGAGACCGCCGCUCACACCCGUACAAGGUCGUUCGGUAACCGCAACCGCCACCCCUGCGACUUCUGCCGAUACAAGCGCGCGGCCUGUCUGCUGCCCGGUCCCCCACCCUGCGAGCUCUGCCGGCGGCAGGGCAAAGAGUGCACGUUUGUCGAAGGGCCGAACAAGAGGCGGCGCGUUGCGGAGCGGAUUCACAGUCCUUCCGACGAUGGCCUGGAGAGUCCGACGUACCACACCCGGGCCCCGUCGGAUACGGAGAUGAGGUCUCAGUCUGGGGAGAUGAGUUCGCCGUUGAAUGAGAUGCACUUCAUCGCCGACGGGGCAGAAUCAGCGAGUCUGGUGUCUCCGACCGGGUCCCAACGGGAGUGUCCAGAUGUGUCAUUGCCGGCUUCGCUCGACGCUAAACUCAACCACAAUGCGCAAGUCAUCGGCCUCAGCGGCGAAUCGGACCCGUACUUACUUCAGCUCUAUCAGUUUGACGAGAAGGAUGAGUGCGAAUUUCAACAAUUGCGCAUCCGGAACAUGGGUAUGGAUGAUGGGGUCCCUGUCCAGUUCAUGCUGCAGAAUAAUUCGUUAGCGAGCAGAGCACAGCCAGGAGAUUUUGGAGCCAGCGAAUCAGAUAUCAGAAAUGAGGUCCUCAACAUGGUUUCUGAGGACGUUGGUAGGAGACUUCUAAACUUGUUCUGGCGCUAUGUGCAGCCAUAUUUCCCCAUCCUCUCGGUGGAAUACAUCAUGCAUGAUAACAACGGGGACCCAUCAACGUUGCCUACAUCCCUGGCAGCAGCCAUCUACGGACAUGCACUUCCCUUUUGUGUUUUCGACGACAAACUCUGCGUCGACGUAUACACGCCCCCUUCGGCCGACCGUCUGUUCAAGCUUGCAUGGAUGGCUGCGCUCUCUCAGUUCCACACACCAUCGCUUGCCACCGUGCAGACCAUGCUUCUCCUUAUACAACGACGCCCAACAAACAGACACGUGGCUGAUACGCCGUUCAAAUGGGUUAUGCUCGCUGACACAGUAGCUCUUGCGCAAUGCCUUGGUCUCAACCUGGACCCAAGUGAGUGGUCAAUACCGCCGUGGGAGAAGCGCCUCCGUCGACGGCUGGCAUGGGCGGUGUACGUGCAAGACCGGUGGUUAAGUCUGAACUUUGGUCGCAGUUCACACAUCCAAGACUGCGACUGGGAUGUUUCCUCUCUGGGGCCUGAGGACUUUGGAAGCCUCUCGGGGAUUGAAGAUGAACCUGCGAUAUCCAAGCACUUUCUACACCUGGCGUCGUUGACCGAGAUUGUAUCAAAGAUUCAGCUGAACAUGUUCUCCGUCAAAGCCACCAGGGCCUUAUCGAAGUCACUGGAAGCAAGUUUCGAAGUUGCCAGGCCGCUGCGAAUUGAGCUCGCUCAGUGGUCCCAGGACCAUCCUGAUGUAGGUGAACAGCCCUCGCCAGCUUUACCUCAUCAUGGGCUCGAUGGCAAUGGCAGUCUCCGGCUUGCAUAUAUCACUGCAAAGGUUGCCGUUUUCAAGGCAUUAUUGCGACCAAAGAGUAACGAGGCCCCUGCAGAAGCCCGCGCUGCAUUGCGGACGGGAGCGAUGGCCGUUGCCAGGGAGAUGUACGAUUUCCUUGCCAAGCUGGGGCCUCAUCAUCUGGAAGCAUUCUGGCAUUCGUACUCGCGUGUCAACUUCGCCAUUGCCAGCAACUUCAUCGUUCUUCUCUUCGCCCUAUCGCCGACGUUGGCAGAUGCUGAGGACGCUCUCACGCUUUUGACUCAAUGGCGGAGUUUGUUGCGCAUCAAAUCGAGAAGCUGCGAUCUUUUGAAUCUGAGUUUGUUGCGAUUAGACGCAACGUUUGUCGCAGGGCUGGGGAAGCUCAUUGAACUGACUCCUGCGGCUGCUGAGGCAGUCCUGAACCGGAAGCUUUGA
This is a messenger RNA of Colletotrichum siamense, 1914 nucleotides long. Its product is annotated as Transcriptional activator protein DAL81. Gene Ontology annotation, biological process: DNA-templated transcription. Gene Ontology annotation, cellular component: nucleus. Bases 1 to 1914 code for a protein of 637 amino acids. Gene Ontology annotation, molecular function: DNA-binding transcription factor activity, RNA polymerase II-specific; DNA binding; zinc ion binding. The record is from RefSeq and is a predicted model, not a curated record. The transcript is spliced from 4 exons. Lineage: Eukaryota; Fungi; Ascomycota; Sordariomycetes; Glomerellales; Glomerellaceae.